Messenger RNA from Arabidopsis thaliana (thale cress), 701 nucleotides. RefSeq names its product Thioredoxin superfamily protein. The record is from RefSeq and is marked reviewed. Gene Ontology annotation, cellular component: cytoplasm; nucleus. The transcript has a single exon. Lineage: Eukaryota; Viridiplantae; Streptophyta; Magnoliopsida; Brassicales; Brassicaceae. Bases 197 to 505 code for a protein of 102 amino acids.
CUAUAUAUAAAGGACCCUUAGAGACCCUUCACUACAUCAAAAACAAACUCUAAGUCAUCUCUUAUAUAUCGUCAGCCAAAGACUUCAAGUUCUCUAGCUUACCAAUUUCACCCCUUUUCUCUCAUUUCAAUAAAAAAAACUACCCAUUUCAUCCUCGGCGAGUCGCUCUUCGAACACAUUUCACAUUAUAAUACCAAUGGAUAAGCUACAGAAGAUGAUCUCCGAGAAGUCGGUAGUGAUCUUUAGCAAAAACUCAUGUUGCAUGUCUCACACUAUCAAGACUCUCUUCAUAGACUUUGGCGUGAAUCCAACGAUCUAUGAGCUAGAUGAGAUCAACAGAGGAAAGGAGAUAGAGCAAGCAUUGGCUCAGCUUGGCUGCAGCCCAACCGUGCCUGUGGUGUUUAUUGGAGGGCAGCUUGUUGGUGGAGCCAAUCAAGUCAUGAGUCUCCAUCUCAAUCGCUCUCUGGUUCCUAUGCUAAAGAGGGUUGGAGCACUAUGGCUUUGAUUUCAAGAUAAGGGGAUAUUUACGUUAUGAACGUAGCAUGGUAAUAAUAAUGUAAUGAAAGUAAUCAAAGAUGACAAACAAAAACACAUAUACAUGUAUGUUGUCUAUCUAAGUUUUGGAAGGAUAGACUAUGACUAUAGGAUACCUAUUUUGUAACGUGUGGGUAAACUUUAUAAUAAAAUCACUUCUUUUUGGA